UGUGCUUUACAUUCGGUCAUCGGUCGGUUAUUUUUCCAUUUUCGAUUCGGCGGUUAUUGGUGGAAUACGCUCGUAAAAUUUUUGCUGUCUGUUUUACAACAUGAUGGUUUUUGGUGAGGUUUGUUAUGUGAAACGCGUCGUGGUACAGAAAGGUUGUUUUACUAUGUUCUAUAUUUUCACCUGAUGGAAUAAUGAAUGUUCCAGAAGUUGUUGAUGUUGAUACCGGAUACAGAAGACGAAUGGAAGCAAGUUUCACGUCACUUUGCUGAGAAAUGGAAUUUUCCCAAUUGCUUGGGAGCUAUAGAUGGGAAGCACAUAAAUAUCAAAGCGCCACCAAAUAGUGGAAGUCUAUAUUUUAACUACAAACAAGCGCAUAGCAUUAUUCUCAUGGGUUUAGCCGAUGCCAAUUACAAAUUUUUGUAUAUUAACAUUGGCGCUCCUGGUCGCGAUUCAGAUGGCGGCGUUUACAUGAAUUGUUCAUUAUCACAAGCGCUGGAAAACAACACACUCAACAUCCCAGAAUCAACACCAUUGCCAGGGAGAAAACAACCUAUCCCCUAUGUUGUUGUUGCAGAUGAUGCAUUUGCAUUAAAACCGUAUAUGCUGAAACCAUUUGCUUUCAAAAGUCAAAGUGUACCAGAACGUAUUUUUAACUAUCGUCUCUCUCGAGCCCGAAGAAUAAUUGAAAAUGUUUUUGGAAUUGCUUCAGCCCGUUUUCGAGUUCUCCGAAGAACUAUGGAACUAUCUCCACCCAAAGUGAAAAUAAUUGUCAGUGCUGUGUGUGUAUUACAUAAUUUUUUGAUGUCUCGAAAACGUUCUUCAGCAGUAUAUGCACCAUUAGGUACUUUUGAUACAGACAACGAGGACGGUACAAUCACGUUAGGCACAUGGCGUAAUACCGAAGCAGUUGUUCUGGAGCCUCUGCAAAGAACUACAGUGCCUAGAAAUGCUACUAUGGCGGCAAAAAUGAUUCGAGACGAGUUUAAAGAAUAUUUCUGUCGAGAGGGAGAAGUUCCCUGGCAACGGUAUUAUAUUUAAAACUAUUACCUACACAUGUAACGACAGCAUACAUACUUAAUAAUUAUAUACUCACUAUAGAAUCUAUUGUUUUUGUCUUGCCCGUGUGCCGAAACAUAAAUUGCAAUGAAUCAAAAAAUUCCCACUUCGUUUUGUAUA
Zophobas morio is the source of this 1176-nucleotide messenger RNA. RefSeq names its product putative nuclease HARBI1. NCBI's taxonomy places the organism in Eukaryota, Metazoa, Arthropoda, Insecta, Coleoptera, Tenebrionidae. The transcript is spliced from 2 exons. The coding region runs from base 196 to 1038 and encodes 280 amino acids. The record is from RefSeq and is a predicted model, not a curated record.